AUGAAGCCUCUCGUCAUCAUCGCCGGCCUCUGCGCCACCACAAUCACUGCUCAGCAGUACCCCGAGUGCACCAGCGACCUCGUCAGGACCGACGACUGUGCCGAUGUCAUCAACCCAGCGGCAUGCUACAACCAGUUCCGCUGGAACGCGAGAACUCUCACAUGCAUCGAGGGAAUAGACGAUGCAGACCGGAAGCGCAAGGCCUGCGCAUGUUGCUCUUGUGUGGGAGCCGUCAUGUGCAACUGGGUGACUCAGAGUCGAUUCUGUGUCUAG
Molecule: messenger RNA, 273 nt
Organism: Pyricularia oryzae 70-15
Lineage: Eukaryota; Fungi; Ascomycota; Sordariomycetes; Magnaporthales; Pyriculariaceae
Exons: 2
Coding region: 1-273 (90 amino acids)
Source: RefSeq, a predicted model, not a curated record